This is a messenger RNA of Pyricularia grisea, 2145 nucleotides long. RefSeq lists its product as uncharacterized. Bases 1 to 2145 code for a protein of 714 amino acids. The record is from RefSeq and is a predicted model, not a curated record. NCBI's taxonomy places the organism in Eukaryota, Fungi, Ascomycota, Sordariomycetes, Magnaporthales, Pyriculariaceae. Gene Ontology annotation, molecular function: copper ion binding. The transcript has 4 exons.
AUGGUUGGGGCUCAGUGGUCGUUGGAGGAGGAGCGAUGCUUCUGGCAGCGCAUCAUACCCAUAUCUCCAUCCCGAGCCGGCAUCGAUGUCGCCACACGCGACGAGAACAAGUGGAGGGAGCUUGUCCCUCUGAUGGAGAGGUGGAUGGGAGAGGAGGCUCGCAGAAAGUAUACUGCUCAGAUGCUUUAUGAGCACUGGUACCAGAAUUACCAGCGCAGUUACUCUCCGAAUGCCUACCAGUUUGUCCGCACAUACUUGCUCAGUAUUGGCGAGGACCCCGAAGCACCGCGCCCAAGCAGGCCAGGCAGCUCUAGCAGGCGUGGUGGCGUAAGGAAGUCGAUUAGAGGAACCAGCAGCCGCGGCAACAGAAGCAGUAUUCAGUCACUCAGGGAAAGUCGGAGUGGCAGCGGUCGAUCGACCAUAAGCUCUUUAUCACCACACAAUGGAGCUAACGAUACCAGCAUUACACGCUCCGAGACCGAAUCUCUAGGUGCUGCCCCGUCGGCCACUAUCAGCAACCAAACAUAUCACAUAUAUUCCACAGCUGGUCCUUCCCACCAUCAGGUACCGUUUCCAACUAUGAACACAGAGCAAUCCGGCGAUGGCUUCACUGCCAGGCCGGUGCCGGUGUCGGUAUCGGAGCCCUUCUACAACCCUGCCUCGCGCUCCGCAGACAACGACAUCCGAGAGGCGGCGCUCCGUCUCACAGAGCUAGCGACCUCGGGCCAGAUAAUCAGCCCCAGCGCGGACGGUAGCGAGCAUAGCGGCAGCUACUUUAGCAGCGGCGGAAGCGGUAGCGUUUACGGCGAUUACAGGCAUACGGCGAGCGUCCACGGCCACUACCCACAGUUCCGCGAGGCCACAAACGGAUAUGGAGUCGCUCCCGCUGGGUAUUAUCCCCACGGCGAGCACUUUGCGUAUCCCAACUCCAUGCCUGUUGCGGGUGCAUACAAUUCCUCUCAUCAAGGAAUGACACCUGGGAUCAUGGGGCGAGGCCCAGUUCAUGGCGGCCCGUACCAACUCCCUCCGCCUCUGCCGCCGCGGCUACUCGCCCAUUGUGAACAAUACUCUACGAUUCAGGGGGUCUUUUCUCGUGGGGGCUUCAAUCCCAGCCCGACCGAGGUGCCGCCAAACUCUGGACAAAUCCUCCGUAUGCGUCCCGAGGUUCCUCAGACGACGGCAGGAAUGGGAGAGAAUUAUGCUCUGGGGAGAAAAGGUAAUGAGGAUGGACAGUUGGUGCAGAACGAUAAGGAAAAGCCCAAAAAAGACGGUACCAGUGGCGAUGAUUCGGGGCAACUCCCCGUCUUCUCGCCCUCCUCCGCCCGGCAGGUCGCCGCUCUUGGUGCCCACCGGAUCGAGCUCAACGCGGCCGGGUCCUACGAUGAAGGCGGCCUCACGCCGUCGUUGGCCGAGCUCUCCGAGUUGCUAUCAUCGACCACCGCCACAUCCGCCACCAGCCACAGCCCCCGGGUCCCCGUCCGCGUCAUGAUCCGGCCGCGGGGACCCCCACCUCCUCCGUCUGCCGACUUCCUCUACACGGCCCAGGAGAUAGACGCCGGGAUGCGGGAAGCCAUCGUCGCCUUCAAGGAAUCCAAACUGCUGGACGCCGAGCUGGGAGACGGCUUCGUCUUUGGGAUCCUGAAGCAGCAUGCAUCAUCGUCAGCAUCAGCAGCAGACCCAGUCGUCGUCGUCGACGUGGAUCGCAACCGGGAGCUCGUGCGCCUCGCCCAACCCUUCACCUGCGUGUUCCACCGCGCCUUUGACGACGUCGUGGGCUCCACCGACAGGCAAGAGGCGUCGCUGGGCCGGGUGCUCGACGACGUCGUCGCGUGCGGCUUCGGCGGCAUCCUCACCUCUGGCGGGCCGGGCAACGCGCCAGACAACGUCGAGACGCUGCGCCGCAUCGUCGGCCUGGCAAGCGCCAAGGACAUCGAGAUCAUCGCCGGCGGCGGCGUCCGCGCUCGGAAUGCUCAGGAUGUGAUCCGACAGGCGCUCAGGGCGCAUAAAUCGCGUGACUGCGGCGACGGCGUCGUGCGUUGGCUGCAUUCUUCGUGUCUGAACCCGAGCGCAGCGGGAGACGGCGGCGAUCGAGAUAUUGACAAGUCCGAGGUGACCAGCCUGUUGCAAGUGCUGAGACACGGCUGA